AAAUGCUGAUGUUUUCUGCCCUGCAUGGUGCGUCGAGGCAGAAACGUAUGCCUAUGGACGCGGAGGACGAGAGCUCCGCAAUUACUUCGCCGAACAAUUAUUAUCUAGCAUUCCAUGUUUCUGAUUUGAUUGCGAACGGAUUUGUUCACGCGCCGCGGUUGCCCAUACAUACUACCCCUCUUUAUCACACUGUACUGGUGCAGUGGUGGUGGAGCUGCUCGAGGCCUGGGUGCAGGGACUCCUGCUGUCCGGAAAAUCGAUUUCGCCUCAGCCACAACAACGUAGUACAAGACAAGCACUAUUUGGCAGGUACUAUCACUGUAUCAGUAACAACACGCUGUAUUUCCCUACUCCCUGUUUGUGUUAGUGAUACUGUAGUCUAGUUCUCCAUCUGCAAUACUCUCUGCGAGGAGUAUCAUCAUCAGCGUCACCCUGCGACGAGACGACAACCGACCGUACACGGCUACUGCUGCUUGUUCGACAAGAAAAACCCAAUCGCUAGGUCUUAUCGUCGAGGCAUUUGCGGCCGCUAGCAACUCUCCCGAUCAGCUGAGGACUGACCCAAAAGUCAACUCACCAGCCCACAACUGCGUGCCAUUCGCGAACGCUACCAAAUACCGCGCGCGUCUGCGCUUUUGGCAGCGGGGCAAAAUCUAAAAGCAUCGCAGAGAGUGCCGUGCUGACCGGCUUGCCACCGCUCGAAACGUAGCGCUCACCGUUUGGGCCUAGCUAGCUGCUUGGGCGAACAGAGCGUGUGACGGCGUGUACAGAGAGACCAGCAGGCAGUCGAUCUAUCUACAUCCAAGAGUUGGAUCUCUUGGCCAGCAGCAGGGGCCCGGUGGGGCGAGUUGUCGUUCGCAAUCUCGAAAAGGAAACCGUAGAUAUCAGCAGAUUCAGAGAACCCUUAGCGAGCACUUAGACGCUGAAUCCAACCAAGAUAGAAGGCAGAAAUUUUAUUGUUGAAGCGAGUGUACUUCGCUUUGGACUAGUUGCAGUCGUGUAGACUUGUUGUGAAUCUAAAUAUUAAUUGCUUGCUUGCUUGGUAGCAACGAAUAGUGCUCGCAGUACUGUAGUGGAGAGUCGAGUCGUUACAAUGGAAGAACCUGUCAGCCCCGUUUCAGCCAGUCCCGUUUCUCCCAUGUCCCCGCCGCCAGGGAUAAAACGGCCUCGGCUGAUUACCGUGCGAAAGCCCAGGGACGGUGGCUCGUUCGGCUUCAACCUACACGGCGUCAAGGGCAAACCUGGCCAGGUCGUGAAGAGCGUGGAGGCCAACGGGGCAGCGCUGAUCGCGGGUCUCUACCCUGGCGAUCGUGUCAUCGACGUGAACUCCAUUUGCGUGGUGGGGGAGACGCACGCCUCGGUGGUCGGUCGGAUUCGAGACAGCGGAGACCUCGUCACUCUCCUAGUCGUCGACGAGUCAACGUACGACUUCUACAACGCGCGAGGAUUGGUGAUUACAGAAGCCGAUGCAGUACCGUUGCCGUCAAUGAACGGUGCUCGUUCAUCGGACGACUCGACUAGUUUGAGUGGCAGCGUUCACAGCUCGUCCACGGAGGGCGCACCGCUGUCGCCACCUGGGGAUCGCGAGCCAGCGCCAGUACCGCACACCUUCAAGAAAACCAAGGUGAAGAAGCGGGACGCAGCCAAGGUGGCAGAAACCGACUGGGCGGCCAAGAAGAACUUCUUCGACGACCUCUAACGAUAGGACCUGUUUUACUUUGGAGUAAGUUUACAUUGAGAAACCAUUCAUUCAGAGACCUGGAUCCCACAGGGUCACAGGAUCGCUUACUAGUUUACCAUAGGCAUAGUUUACAUGUUGUGGUCAAAGUCCAUUUAAAAAAAACUUGAGCAAAAUUAUCAUGAGAAAAUUCCUUGAGCUCAAGCAAGCGUGGUGAAGCACGUUGCUUGAGCAAAUCUAUUCGCUGUGUGGAAUGAGUUUGCAUGCCUGCAAUGCUUACUGCUGGACUAGAGCUCCACCAAAACGACGCUGUGCUGUGUGCCUCUCUCCCCCCCCCCCCCCCCUCUUCUCCCCUCCUAAGUCCUAGCUUGAUUCCAGCCCAAAGCUCCUGUAAAUUUACUGCUGAUAAACUGCUACGCUACCUGCUGCUGCUGUUGCUGUUACUGCUGCUGUUGCUGCCACCCAUGUUUUCUGAGAACAGGGGGGAAUUGGUUGCAUGCGUAUUGCCUCGCGCUGGGCAUCCCCCCCCCCCCCCCCCCGUACCGCCAUUUGUAAAUCAAGAGCACUGCUAUAUUACUACGCUUCAAAUGAGAACACACCGCUAGUGGCAAUAAUUGUUUUUAAGUAGCCAGUGUAAUCGUAAUACUAGUCAUCUAAAAGUGUUGUAAUACUUGGGACAUUUGCGCACGUGCAUCCCCCAUUAUAGCCUAGAGUAACCAAGUCGUAGUUUUAUAAAUCAUUUUUCUCGCCCUCUUCCUCUAUGCUAUGGUAGUUGUAAUUCUCUGCAAAUGUUUUAAAACUCUUUUUUUCUCCCCAGCCUAUACCGUGCUAUGGGCUCAUCAGUACAGGUGUUGGCGUUUAGACUAACAUUACACUUCAGUAUCCAGUGUCCAGGGCUACUCAUUGCUGUUUUCUGAUGAUCGCUUAGUAUGUGGAACUCGGAGUUAAAAACACUUGUUUUCAACCUCUCAUUGUUGGUUUGUACUUCAGUACAAUCAUGUAAAACCGUCGCA
Molecule: messenger RNA, 2691 nt
Organism: Sycon ciliatum
Lineage: Eukaryota; Metazoa; Porifera; Calcarea; Leucosolenida; Sycettidae
Product: Na(+)/H(+) exchange regulatory cofactor NHE-RF1-like
Exons: 1
Coding region: 1094-1699 (201 amino acids)
Biological process (GO): protein localization to plasma membrane
Cellular component (GO): apical plasma membrane
Molecular function (GO): protein-membrane adaptor activity; protein binding
Source: RefSeq, a predicted model, not a curated record